Molecule: messenger RNA, 3520 nt
Organism: Eriocheir sinensis (Chinese mitten crab)
Lineage: Eukaryota; Metazoa; Arthropoda; Malacostraca; Decapoda; Varunidae
Gene: AlaRS-m
Product: alanine--tRNA ligase, mitochondrial-like
Exons: 16
Coding region: 411-3455 (1014 amino acids)
Biological process (GO): alanyl-tRNA aminoacylation; tRNA modification
Cellular component (GO): cytoplasm; mitochondrion
Molecular function (GO): nucleic acid binding; ATP binding; aminoacyl-tRNA deacylase activity
Source: RefSeq, a predicted model, not a curated record
CCUGGGGGUUAGGAUGGCAUGUUCCUCCCUUUUCCUUUGUUGUUUUACCUGCAACAAUAAACUAUCAAUCAGUCACAGGUGGGAGCCGUUACAAAGGCAGCAAGUCAAGGUGUUCGUGCGUCGUCUGCAGCAGGUCAACAGUACAAGACCUCCUGGGCAGUGACUUGACCCCAGCACGGCCCGUCAAACCCAGAAGCACUCAAUGUUUUACUGCUAGAAAUUAGGAAAGCAACAAAAAUUCCAUAAUGAAGGCCCCAGAGUGACAGCCAUGACCAACCUGCACAGGCCAUUGACACAUGACCUCCUGGCCCUAUACAUAUCCAGGACCAAGAGGACACUCCACUUCAGUAUGUGGAAAUGUUAAAUGCUAACUGUGGAGGGAUAUUUCAUCGCCUUCAGCACCAGAAAAGAUGUGGUGGGGGUGGGGAGGAAGCCUGCUGAGAGGGGCGUGGUACAGUUCCCCUGUGUGUGUCAGGGGAGGAAGCCGCUUAGUGCACUGGCCUGCGCACAGUGUCAGGACCACCUUUCUCCAGUACUUUGAGAGUCUUGACCACCGCCAUGUGGACUCUAGUCCAGUGAUUCCCUGGAAUGACCGCUCUCUGACUUUUGUUAAUGCAGGAAUGAACCAGUUCAAGCCUGUGUUUCUUGGUGAGGUUGAGCGGCCAUGUGCCCGUGCCACCAGCUCCCAGAAGUGUAUACGUGUGGGAGGGAAGCACAAUGACCUGGCAGACGUGGGCACUGACACCUACCACCACACCUUCUUUGAAAUGCUCGGCAGCUGGUCAUUUGGAGACUACUUCAAGGAGGAGGCAUGCCACAUGGCCUGGAGGCUGCUCACAGAGGUGUACAGACUGCCUGCAUCCUCCCUCUAUGUCACCUACUUCAAGGGGGAUAAGGAUCUUGGACUGGAGGCUGACUUGGAGGUGAAGCACAUCUGGAGGACCAUAGGUGUUCCUGAGGAGAGAAUUCUUCCCUUUGGCAUGCAGGACAACUUUUGGGAAAUGGGAAUGUUUGGCCCAUGUGGACCCUGCACGGAGAUCCACUAUGACCGCCUGGCUCGGCCCUAUGCUGGGGACCGUGUCAACCUUGGGGUGGAGGACCUGAUAGAGCUAUGGAAUGUUGUGUUCAUCCAGUUUGAGAGGCAUCAAGAUGGCCGCCUGAGUAGCUUGGGGACCCACUAUGUUGACACUGGCAUGGGCCUGGAGAGGAUCACAGCUGUACUCAACAACAAGUCCUCAAAUUAUGACACAGAUCUCUUUAUGCCAAUAUUCUCUGCCAUCGAAAAGCUGAGUGGGAAGCCAGCAUACUCAGGCAGCUUCAGUGCUGACAAUCAGUGCCUUGACACAAUGUACCGGGUGCUGGCAGACCACGCCCGGAUGGUGACCGUGUGCCUUGGCGACGGGAUGUUCCCUCAGGAAUGCUACAAUCUCAACCAUAUCAUCAAGCGCUGCCUCUCCAUCGGACACAAGCACUUUGGCUUCACAAGGGGGCAAGGUGGCUUGAGGGAGUUGGCUGGGGUGGUGGCUGGGACUCUGGGGGAGGCGUACCCUGAGGUGGUGAGGCAACUGCCUCGCAUCACCACCAUCCUGGAGCAUGAGGAGCAGGCCUUCUAUGACACCCAGAAAGAUGUAUCCAGAGGUUGGAAAGAGUUGGUGUCUGAAAGACCUGAAUUAGCAAAUAUUACUUGUUACCAUGUACCAAGGAUUGUAGAAGGCAUCGAGGACAUGCUGCCACACGUUCAGGAAUGGAGGGACCAAGGCAACAUUCUUCCUGGGGCUGCUGCACACAAGCUGUAUGCUACUUAUGGCUUCAGCACUGGGCUCAUCCAUGAACUUGCUCAAGUGAAUGGCCUUGUGGUGGAUGUGGAUGGGCUUGAGGCAGCAAUGGACAAGGCCAGGCAAAAGGCAAGGGAAGGACAGAUCAAAGCACACUAUGGGAUGGAAGAAAACAAGGAGAAAAGCCUACUGGAGGAGCUGCAGGCAUCAGAUUUGCCACUAACUGAUGACAAUGCAAAGUAUAGGUACUACACCAAUGCUCUGGGAGAGUAUGAAUUCCCUCCUGUUGAAACAAACGUUUUAGCAUUAAUUGUUAAUGGCAGCAGAGUGGAAAAGACUGAAGCCAGAGGAACCAUUGGGAUAAUUUUAGAGGCCACAAACUUUUACCAUGAGGCUGGAGGGCAGGAGGAGGACACUGGGAGGCUGGAGACAAGUGGUGGAGCUAAGGUGAAGGUGAACUCUGUGAGCAACAUUGGUGGCUACCUUGUCCACUGGGGUACCCUGGAGCAUGGCGAGGGGGUGGCCACAGGGGACAGGGUGGUGGCCAGGAUAUGUGAAGAGAAACGGCUUGGCUGUAUGAGGAACCACACUGCCACACACCUGCUCAACAGUGUUGUCAAGGCAAUCACAGGCGUGUCCUGCCAAACCUCAUCCAAGGUGACCCCUGAGUACCUCCUCCUGCAGUUGCACACCUACCAGGCCCUUGGUCUUGCUGCACUUGGCCAGGCACAGCACUUGGUCAAGAGCUGGGUAGCCCAGGGACGGCCCAUUCAGCGGCGCACCAUCAGCUUCCAAGAGCUGCUGCAUCAGGGCAACAUCACGCUGGUGCCUGGAGAAGUGUACCCUAACACAGUGCACGUCAUCUCUGCUGUGGGGGAGGAGGGUGGCCAGCAGGAAGGGGCAGCAGCAUCCCUAGCAUCAAUGGAGCCUUGCUGUGGCACACACCUCCUCAACACAGCACACAUUGGCAGCUUUGUUAUUGAAAGUGUGAGCAAGGCCGGUCAGAGCAACACCCGGAUUCGUGGGCUGUCUGGUGAAAAGGCAGUGAGGGCCGAGGCCAGUGGUGCUGCAGCCCUCCAGAGCCUGAGAGAGUGGACUGACCUGGUGAAUGAUGCUGUCAACUCUGGAGCAAAGCAAAGAUUGCUAGAUUUGGAAAAGGACAUAACUGAGUGGCAUGGCAGCUUAUGCGAACAAGUGUUGCCACACCUAGUCCGCUGCAGCAUCACUGAGGCAGUGGAGGAGCUCGGCAGAACACUUAAGAAGUCCAUCAGAGUGGAUGCCAACAUAGAGAUGGUCAAUGAGGUGAAGGAGAUCCUGAAUAAGCAACCAGUUGGGCCCAUUGCUCUUCUUGUGAAGACAGACUUUGGGACAAGCAAGCCCAAGCUGCGCCAAGCCACCAAGGUUGCCAGGGAGCGGCCAAUACUCCUGCUGGUGAAGUCCAACGGGAUUGUUAUGGGACGAUGCACACUGCCUGAGGAACUUGUCGAACAAGGUGCAUCAGCACAGGAGUGGUUGGGCUGCGUGCAGGAAUCUCUGGGAGGCAGCAUGGAGACACCUCCUGACAAGAGUCCUAAGCUGGUGGCCAACCUCAGGAGUCCUCCUCUGAAGCCACCCCACCUACAGGAAAGGCUUCAGAAGGCCCUCGAGGCUUCCAGCAGAUACAUUAAGAAGUUUGAAUAGAGGGGAGGUGUCUUGUUGAUUUUUGUACAGUGUUAUUGUAAUUUAAUAAAUCUGCAUAUAUUUUC